Molecule: messenger RNA, 940 nt
Organism: Penaeus vannamei (Pacific white shrimp)
Lineage: Eukaryota; Metazoa; Arthropoda; Malacostraca; Decapoda; Penaeidae
Source: RefSeq, a predicted model, not a curated record
AGUAUGAAAUCCCGGUUCCUGCUGGCACUCAUGCUGGCACUCCCGCUGGCUCUCAUGCUGGCCCUCCUACUCCCUGUGCCAGCGAGCUCCACGGAGGCCACGACCGCCGGCUCUAUGUGGCGGUCGGCCUUCUUUCGAGCGAGCCUGAGGGAGGAGGCUGUUGAGGAAUUUCGCUCCGGGACAGAGCUCCACUGCGCCCACGCGGCCCAGAGGCGCGACUGGUGCUCGCUCUACUGCUUCGAGGACACGAUGUGCCAGCUGUACAACGUCACGCACCCAGCCUCGAGGCCCAACGACGCCGCUUCUGGUGUCGCCUGCAAGACCACCGCCGCCGUACGCCCUCUGUGUCCGGAUCCGUUCGAUUCGGUGCCGUUUUUGACGGACCUCGGCUGCCUGUACAGGGAUGAUGAACGGCGAUCGUGGGACGCAGCUCGCAAUAAUUGCAUAGCUCUUGGCGGAGACUUGUUCGUUCCUGCACACAGCGAGCAAUUCAUCGCCCUGAACAGUUACCUUUUUAGUAAAGGAUAUACAGCACAUAGAUGGGUCGGACUGUUCUCGAGUACGUGGAUUGACGGUCGGCCUGAAAACGAUGUUUGGAACUCUACCGAACCGAACCACAAUGGGGACUGCGGGCUUAUGGAUCCAGGCCAUCUCUUGUUCGACAGAGCGUGCGAUAAAACAUACUCUGCCAUCUGCCAGAAGUGAAGAGAUCGAGACAGGCGCAUUGAUGGGGGGGGGGCGAGACGGAAAGGAGAGUCGGGAUAAACCGACGUUGGAAAAAUAUCGCGAUCGAGUUUGAAGAGCAACUGAAUUGGGAAGGAACUGAUACAACAAGCCUAUCGGUGUUCAGAAGGGGUGUCAUACACGCUUACGUGGACACACACACGUGCACACGCGCGCACACACACACACACACACAUGUGUGUGUGCAUGUAACACA